Closterium sp. Naga37s-1 is the source of this 567-nucleotide messenger RNA. Lineage: Eukaryota; Viridiplantae; Streptophyta; Zygnematophyceae; Desmidiales; Closteriaceae. The record is from the annotation of a GenBank genome assembly.
AUGAGAACCAAGCUGGAGGCGAAGCAGGUGGUUUACUGCGGAGUGUGCGGGCUGCCUCCGGAAUUCUGCGAGUUCGGGCCGGACUUCAACAAGUGCAAGCCGUGGCUGCUCGAGCACACGCCGGAGCUCUACCCCGACCUCGCGGCUGAGAAACUGAAGGAGUUGUCAACAGCCGAGGGAGGUGCCGGGGAAGCAGGAGCGGGAGCAGCGGCACCAGCUGCAGCCAAGCCAGAAGAGCCUGUUAAGAAGCUGCCUGGAGGCCGGGUCAAGAAGCAGGAUAAGAAGGAGGUGGUGGUGGAGCGAAUAGUUCGCAACAAGCGCAAGUCAGUCACAGUUAUCAAGGGCCUUGAACACUUUGGUGUGAAACUGCCCGAAGCAGCCAAGAAGCUGGGGAAGAAGUUUGCCAGUGGUGCUUCUGUCGUCAAGGGACCAACGGAGAAGGAGCAGGUGGAUGUGCAGGGGGACAUUCUCCUCGAUAUAGUCGACUUCAUUACAGCCACAUGGCCCGACGUACCUGAGGAGGCAAUAUAUUUCAUCGAGGACGGGAAGAAAGUACCGGCAUGCUAG